Messenger RNA from Paramisgurnus dabryanus, 969 nucleotides. Lineage: Eukaryota; Metazoa; Chordata; Actinopteri; Cypriniformes; Cobitidae. The record is from RefSeq and is a predicted model, not a curated record.
CGCUUAUGGUUGAAUACAUGAAUACACAACACACUGGAAUAUCUAGUGCAUUUCUGUGGGUGCUUAACAAUUUAAAUAUCACUUUUUUACUCUCUCACACAAAUCUUGGUCUUCACCCUUUGCUCUGAGAUCAGUUCCGUUUCCUUGCAUCAUUCUCAUCAGUGUAAAAACAGAAGACAGAGAAGACAGGAAGAACUUUAGCCCAUAUUCACUGUGUUUGAGGGUAAAAGAGCUGUAAUGUCUGAUGAUAUUUAUCACAAUGUGCUCAAGACUGAGAUUCAGGGAACAGACAGAGAGGAGAUGACGGUGGACAUCUAUGAGAGUGGAGACGACUUACGGACACAGAUAGACUCAAAUACAAACAGACAACAACCACUCCAGUCUACAGGAAAUGAGUGUGUAAAGAUGAGAAGUUACAGAUCAGUUUCAGUGUGUUUGGUGCUGCUGUGUGUUCUUCUACUGACUGCAGUCAUAGUGCUGUGUGUCCUCAUCAAUACAAACAAUCAACAGUUUAACAUCAAGACCAAAAACCUCACAGAAGAGAGAGAUGAAUUAAUUGCCAAGAACAAUAAUAUCACUAAACUAAGUGAACAGUUGAAUCAGAAGAUAAAUGGACUGUGGACUUAUCUUUCUGAUGGAUGGAUUUACUAUCAUUCGAGUUUGUACUUCAUUUCAUCUGAGAAGAAGAGCUGGAGUGACAGCAGAAGAUACUGUAGAGAGAGAGGAGCAGAUCUGAUCAUCAUUAACAACAAAGAGGAACAAGUGAGUGAAAGACGUUCUGUAUCUGCUGUUGCUGUUAAUUUAGGAGGUCAUUCAAAAACUGCUAUAAGUUAUAAAAUAAAUGUGAUUUCAUCAUCUCAGGAUUUUAUUAAGGAGACUGGUGGGGGCGGAUACUGGAUUGGUUUGUCUGACAGUGAUGAGGAGGGCAGAUGGAAAUGGGUUGAUGGCAGCACACUGAACUCUGAGUAA